AAGUUGCAUUCCGCUCGCCCUGGUCAUAGUUGCGCCAUGGCGCCCGGCGGUGCUGAGUACACACUUGUUCCUGUGUCUUUAGUCUCCGGUGAGUCGGUCGAGAUCAAGCUCUUACCCGGCUCGACAGCUUUGGACCUGAAGGACCGCUUCCGCAAGCAGUGGCCUUCCUACAAGGAUGUCUCCCUCCAGCUUUUCCUGCUGAACGGAGUAAGCCCACUCCAAGACUCGGAGCAAAUUGACUUGACCUCUGCGCCAAGCUUCCUGCUGGUGGCCGGAGAGGCUGCACCUCCACCUCGCACAGAUGAGCUUAUGGCUACUAUCAACCAGACAUGUCAGGAUGCAGGAGGGAUCUAUGCAAAGUAUGGCUGCAAGGCCAUCUCCUGGGAUGACUGCACACGCUCAGCUGGCCCUAAGGGCCUGAGCUGCUUCGGGCCGAACAUCACGGACUCCAGGCUUGUGGAGCGCUCUGGAAAGACGCUUUACACUGUGCGCGGCUCCAAUUGGAACGAGAGGCUGGGAAAAGUCGCAGCAAAAGAUGUCACUGUGCUGGUGACUGGUAAAGAGAAGGAGCUGAAGCCAAUUUCGUUGCGAGAAUAUUUGGAGCAGAUCCAUCAGUAUGGUGGCUAUGCAGGUGUCCCCGCUGAUACUGCACUGCAUGCAGACGCGGAUCAAGAAAUCAGCAUCAGGUUCCAAACAACCUUCCUGCCCGUUCAUGAGGAUGGCACAGUGGAAUUCUGUGGAGAAGCCUACAACUACCAGACAGUGUCCAAUGAUGACCCUAAGAACCUGGUGCUGCUGUGCACCUCAGAAGGAACAUUUGUGCAACAGCAGGGUGUUGGUUUUCAGAAGCUCUUCCUGCAUGAGACCACUGAGGCAAGCGAGCAAAUUGCACGUUGUUGGAUGGAGGCAAAGCGUACUGGACACAGGGUCGGCGAGGCACAGGAGGAGAGUUGGGAAGCUGCUGCAGAGAGCGCUUUGAAAGCGCAAGAGGCUCAACGAGAGUUGGAGGAGGCACAAGCCUUGUCAGAGGGCAGCAAAGAUUCAGCGCAAGCGGAGCGCGUUGACCAGCUGAAGAUGCAGGUGGCACAGCUGGACGCAGAGGCCACUGAACGAAAGCUGCGCGCAGCAGAGGCAGAAGAAGCAACACUGGAGGGCAAGGCAGUGGCGCGAAGAUUUGGUAUAGACGCAAUGGGAAGCCGAUGCAACAUGCUGAUGACCAUUCAGGUUCCACUUGAGCAGAAGGCUCCUGCGAAGACAUUUUGUAGCCCAACUAGCCCAACCUUCGAAGGACACGUUUGUGGAAUAGACUUCGGCACCACCAAUUGCCGUGUGGCACUUUGGGAAAAUGGAGGAGCUGUAGUGCUGCCCAAUGCCCUGGGUGAUCGCUCCACUCCAUGCUGCGUAGCUGCCAAGGAUGGAGAGCUGCUUGUCGGCAGCGCAGCCAAGUCGAGCAGAGUGCCUGGUGAGAGCUUGGUUGUUGGCCCCAAACGAUAUCUGGGCCGCACUUACAGUGAACUUGCCACAAUUGGCUCUGCCCCGGUUCAGGCAGGAUGCAAUGAUGAGCCUUACAUAUGUUUGCCUUGUGGACCUGGUGGUGAACUGAAGCUUUGUACACCCGAGGAGAUUGCCACUGUGCUUUUGAAAGACGUGAAGAAGGUGGUAACGGACUACCUUGGAGAUGCAAAAAAGCAGUUGGGCUGCGUGAUCACGGUUCCUGCACAUGCCACUGAUGCACAGCGGCAAGCCACAAAGUCUGCGGCAGCAGCGGCUGGCUUUGAAGUCAUGAGGAUCAUCAACGAACCAGCUGCUGCUUCAAUAGCGCAUGGCCUGGACAAGAUGUCGGACGCCGAGCGUAAGGUGAUUGUGGUUGAUGUGGGUGCUGGAACAACGGACGUGUCCUUGCUGGAGAUUGACUCAGGCAUUUUUGAAAUCCUGGCCACCAACGGCGCGCAGCUGGGUGGAUCCGAUUUCGACGAAGCCUUGAUGGCCACUGUCAAGCAUCAACACCAGUCCCGGACCCCAUGCGAAUUGCAAGAAGCUUGCGAGGCGGUCAAGCGAGCACUCAGCUACAACUACCAAGCCAGAAUAGAGCUGGAUGAAACAGACGACAGUGACACCUAUGAAAGCUAUAAGAUGUCUCGUGCUGCCUUUGAGGAGCUUAUUCGACCAACCAUUCAACAAGUGGAGGAGCUGAUUCUGGCCACAUUGCGUGAUGGCAAGGUUGACGUCAAGGAGAUUGAUGAAGUUCUGUUGGUCGGUGGCUCUGCUAAAGUUCCUUUGCUUCGGGAGAUGGUGACUAAGCUCUUUCAGAAGGAGCCUUGCGACACAGUACACAACUGUGAAGAUGCUGUGGUCAUUGGAGCUGCUUACCAGGCAGCAAUUCUUUGCGGCAAGAACUCAGCGGCAACAGAUUUGCUCCUGCUGGAUGUCACACCAUUGUCGAUUGGUUUUGAAUCUGCGAAUGGCGCCAUGACUCGUGUCAUCGGCAGAAACACAACCAUUCCGACACGGAAGACGGUGACAUUGACCACCCAUAUGGAUUGGCAGCAAAGCGUCAAGCUUCGCAUCUUCGAGGGUGAACGAUCGGCAUGCCAGGUGCGAAACCGUGGGCGGAGUCGGAGUCCAUUGGGAGGUAUGGCUUAUGGCUCGGUUUCGAUCAGGAUGCUCUGAAAGUGAAAAGAC
Durusdinium trenchii is the source of this 2682-nucleotide messenger RNA. The record is from the annotation of a GenBank genome assembly. NCBI's taxonomy places the organism in Eukaryota, Dinophyceae, Suessiales, Symbiodiniaceae.